AAAAAACAAAGCCCAGUUGAUUUGAGCACACAAGGAAGAGUACUUUUGUGGGUGUGUCUGACUACGUGCACUCCACAAAUAGUUACUUGAUCGCAACAUAGUUUCGAGGAGGACCUUACCGAGACGCAAGUGAAAUAAUACGUUCUGUUUUGAUAGAAAGUAAACUGUGAGAGCGACCGGUCGUUCGAAGUAGUUAGUCCGUCAAUUUAAUUUCUGAGAUUGUUUGUUGUCCACGUUUACCUUCUUUGUUGUGACGUCUUUGGACGUUAUCUGUGAGAAUAUUUGAUCAGCGGCAACAUUAUGUCAAACCUCCGGCCUAGAUGUUGUAUUUUAGGAAAGGGUUCGAAUGGCUACGGCUUCCAUCUGCACGGUGAGAAAGGGAAGACCGGACAGUUUAUCCGACUGGUAGAACCAGACUCUCCUGCCGCCACCGCCGGUCUCUUCGCUGGGGACCGACUGACGUUCGUUAACGGGGACAGCGUGGAGGGUGAGAGCCACCAGCAGGUCGUUGCCCGGAUACGAGCCACCGUGGGCAGCCUCGAGCUGAUCGUGGUAGACGCUGAGACCGCGGAGGUACUGAAGAAGCACAACUUGGAGUGCCGUAAAGAGUAUGUCACGGAGGGCAUCCCGUUACCGGGCAGCAAAUCGGGCCAUGGGGAUGCAGCGGAGAGCGAGGCGACUGCUACAUCGGCAGAGAACGGAAACUUCUCCCUACAGAGGCUAAGUGUGAGCGCCAAGGACUCGAAGGCAGAGCUGCGUCCUCGUCUGUGCUCGAUGAAGAAGGGUGCGACGGGCUAUGGCUUCAACUUGCACAGUGAGAAGUCUAAACCGGGCCAGUACAUUAGAGCUGUGGACGAGGAAUCUCCUGCUGACAAGGCUGGUCUCAAACCGCAGGACAAGAUAGUACAGGUUAACAGUAAGUCAGUAGCAGGGAUGCAGCACAGUGAGGUGGUAGCAGCCAUCAAGGCCGGGGGAGAUGAGACCAGUCUACUGGUGGUGGAUCGUGAGGCAGAAGCUUUCUUCAACAGCUGCAACGUCAUUCCUACUGAGGCCCACCUCACAGGACCUCUUCCUGAACCUGUGUCCAAUGGAGGAGCAGAAGAAGAGGAGCUGGAUGGUAAGGUAGCAGUAAAGCCUAAGGUGUCUGUCAGUGCAUCGACAUCCAGCACCACCUCCACUGCCUCUCUACCAACAUCCGCUGCCAGCACCCCUCCACCAGAGGUCCGGGUGCCUCCGGUUAAGGAGCCGAAUGCGAGCCUCAGCAUGUCUCUAGCCCAGGCCAAGGAGAGAGCUCACCAGAAACGCUCAUCCAAGAAGGCCCCUGCCAUGGACUGGAGCAAGAGGAACGAACUCUUCAGUAACCUAUAAAUCACCUUUCCUUCCUCCUUUCUCUCGCCCUCGCUCCUUCUUUUGCUCUCUCUCUCAAGCAGACACACAAUGUACGACAUGAACAGUGUUAAUAUUUUGUGAUUUUCAUGUGCUAAUUGAGGGGUUUUCCACUUUAUUUUUUUUCAAUAAAAAAAUAAUUGAAAUGCCACUCCUGCAUAAGAAACAUUGUAUAGUUUCCAUCUAGUAGGAUGAUGAAGAAAUCAAAGAUGAUGGAAUAUAUGGAAAUAAGAAAUGAAUGUGUAUCAUGAAGGUCUGUUGAAUCUUAUUGUCAGUCUAUCUGCAAUCUGAUUGGUUGCUAUACUUCCUUGUAGAAUCACGAGCUAGCUAAUAGCAAGCUGGGAGUGAUUGAGUUUUUCGGGAUGAGUUAAGAUGAAUCAAAACCUUCUUUCCAGAGACUCAUGUUUAGUACUUCUGCCUGAUCACUGGGCUCAAUCCGUAUGGUGGAAGAUCCAAGUUAUUUCUUCAUCUAAAGUUAGUGAAUUUUCCUGCGUUUGCGGAGACUGCAUUCACAGUAAACGUUGACGCAAUCAGAAAUGACCUUUACAUUUGAACCUGGAUCUUCUGCGAUAUGGAUGAAACUCAGCCCUUAAUGAAUGACUAACCAUCUGAAUUCUUUAGCAAUACAAAAUAAUUAAUGAGGUCGACACGUCUGGUUAGCAAAUAUCACUGAAUUUGUUCAGGAAAUGUGUCAUUCUAAUGCUGACCACUGGUGUACUACCCUAUCUUUUUGAAGAUGUUGACAUGUCAAUUCUUAGACUGUAGAACCCAUUCAGAAUACAUGAGAUUCUCUGUUCUAUAUGUGACAAUCAUUGUUGGGUCACAUUUCGGUUAAAGGGACUGAGGUAUGUGGUUCUAGAUGUUAACCCAAAGUAAACUGUUGUUUAACUGUAAAGUUAACCUGUCCAAACUGGUGUUCAAUCACCACUAUUGUAAAAUCCUACGGUAUUUUUAUCGUUGUGAUUCAACUUUUUGUCCUGCCUAUGUCUCAUCGUUUUAAAGAAUGACGAUUGUGUCUUCUAGAUUUGUACAUAACUCAAAAUACAAUUUCCGUCUUAAAGAAAGAAAUCCUCAAUUUGUUUGAAGACUGUUCCAGAAUCUUUCUGGGUUGACGGGAGUGUUAGCCUACUGUAUAUGUGGCAGCUCUGGUCCAGGGCGCUACUGGCUGUGUACGGUACAAGGGCUGAGUUGUCAAAUGUCUUGAGGAUGACUGGUAUAAAUGUGGUAUCAAACA
This is a messenger RNA of Oncorhynchus mykiss (rainbow trout), 2620 nucleotides long. RefSeq names its product Na(+)/H(+) exchange regulatory cofactor NHE-RF1. Gene Ontology annotation, cellular component: apical plasma membrane. Gene Ontology annotation, molecular function: protein-membrane adaptor activity; signaling receptor binding. Gene Ontology annotation, biological process: protein localization to plasma membrane. The record is from RefSeq and is a predicted model, not a curated record. NCBI's taxonomy places the organism in Eukaryota, Metazoa, Chordata, Actinopteri, Salmoniformes, Salmonidae.